Brenthis ino (lesser marbled fritillary) is the source of this 618-nucleotide messenger RNA. The record is from the annotation of a GenBank genome assembly. NCBI's taxonomy places the organism in Eukaryota, Metazoa, Arthropoda, Insecta, Lepidoptera, Nymphalidae.
AUGGGAAUAUUUGUGGUUUUAUCUCUGUUCCUAGUUUCAUUUGCAUCAUGUGCAGUCAUCAUACCGGAAGAGCUUCCUUCCUUACUUUCCGUGUUAUAUUCUAAUAUACCACCAAUAAAAAAAGGCACAGAUUCACGUAUUGGGUUUGGUUAUGCUUUUGGCAACCAUGCAGACUUCCAAAUUUUGUUGGAGCUAGGACCUCAAACAGAAACUAUGAAGCUGAAUGGUCAACCAUUUCCGAAGAAUGGUAACAGCAAUAACAAACGCCAAGCGCCCUCUCCACCCACGGUGAAAACUAAUAAGAACAGAGACAAAUUGCUACAAACUGAUGCUGGAAAGUAUCUUCAAAAUUGGGCACAGAAGAUGAAAAAUCCUUCAAAACCAAUGAAAUGGGUUAAACCUGAAACGUUGAAUUUAGAAGAAUCUAUGGUAGAACUAGUAGAGAAUGAAAAAGGAGAGUAUGAGAUUCACCAACCAAACCCUGCCAUAUCUAAACAUAAUUUGGACAAGCUAAAAAGAUUGUAUGGAGAGAAAAAAGAAGAAGCAAAGAAAAUGGGGCAGAGAAGUGAAGAAGAUAUAAAGAAGAUAACGGAAGAUUUAUCUAAUGUGGAUUUGGAA